Messenger RNA from Paramecium sonneborni, 640 nucleotides. Lineage: Eukaryota; Ciliophora; Oligohymenophorea; Peniculida; Parameciidae. The record is from the annotation of a GenBank genome assembly.
AUGUUCUAGUUGCAUCAAUACAAAUCUUUAUGUUUCCCAUUUACUAUCUAUAAAAAAAAUAUUUUGUAAAAUACAUAAACAUGAAUAAAGAUUGAAAUGUUAAAAAUGCUCUAUUUAUUUGAAUUAAAAAAAUUAUGCCAAAUGUCUUUUUUGUGAAUUCAGUAUAACUAAAAGAAAUUUGAAAAAGUGGAGUAUGUAAUCUUUUAUGUAUUAAAUCUUAGCUUGCACCCAAUUCAUAAAUGCUAAGUUUGUAAUCAUUAUUAAUGUCUAAAAUGCUAAUCAGUUCUAGGUAUUAUGGGAAAUGAUGCAAUUGAAUGAUGUUAUACUUGUUAAGAAAGAAAAUAAGAUUAAUAUUUCCACAUAAAACAUACAAUCAAAUAAAUAAUACUUUUAAAGGUAAGAUACUUUUUAUUCUGUUUUGGGAAUGCUAUUCCGACAUUGUUUGCCUGUUAUCAACUUCGAUAAAUUGCAAUUGAUGAUACGAACAUAUAUAUUAUUUAAAGAAAUAGAAUUAAUUUCAACUUCUAUAAAAAGUUCAUAAUUAAAGUACUUUUAUUUAAGUAACUCCUGUAAUUGCUUUUUAUUAUAACAUUUAACAAUGAAAAAAAUUAUACUAAUGGAAGGAAUUAUGAUAUUAUGA